CUUAUGAGAGAGAGAGAGAGAGUCAGAGAGAGAAGGGAAAAGGUUCCUAGAAGAAGGCUAUAAACAAAUGCUGUAUUAUUUAUAACUCUAUAUAUAUAUAGACAAGUGUAUAUUAAUUACAUUGAAAAAGUUUUUUCUCCCUGCGAGUAGAAGAAAAGGGCAAAGACAAAUACAGAGGAGAGACUUUUAGAGAGAGAGAGGGGGGGAGUUUGUAAUUAGUCAAAUUAUUUCAGGAUUUGCUGGAUUGUUGGGUCGAAGCCAUUCGUUCUGUUCUGGCUAUCACCAUCACUGUCAACUUGUACAUCUUUUACUUCCUACAACCAGUCUUUCUCCCUCCCUCUCUCUCUAAACACUCUCUUCGAAGAAUCUCCUUUCAUUCGAGUUCUUUCCCCUGUGAGUUUGUUGAGAAAGCUCCAAGCUGCUCAAAACCCAAUUUUUUUCUCUGUGAAUUGUGAUCUCCUUUUCUGGCUCUGUGCUCAUCUGGGUGUUUGUAAUUGUUGUUCUAAAGAUGACUGUAGAAGAAAUCAGAGGAAGUUUGGGGAGUGAAAAUAGGAACAGUGAUAAAUUUCCGGUGGGUAUGCGUGUUCUUGCAGUGGACGAUGACCCCACUUGUUUGAUGCUAUUGGAUGGUCUGCUCCGGAAAUGCCAGUAUCUGGUUACAACAACCAGUCAGGCGAAAACAGCAUUGAAGAUGUUGAGAGAAAAUAGAAAUAGAUUUGACCUAGUUAUAAGUGAUGUGCAUAUGCCAGACAUGGAUGGUUUUAAGCUCCUGGAGCUUGUUGGUCUAGAAAUGGACCUACCUGUCAUCAUGUUGUCGGCAAACGGUGAUUCCAAACUUGUAAUGAAAGGGAUAACUCAUGGUGCUUGUGACUACUUGGUGAAACCAGUUAGAAUAGAAGAGCUCAGAAACAUAUGGCAACAUGUAAUCAGGAGAAAGAAGUUUGACCCGAAGCACCAAAACAAAUGCACUAGUGAAGACAAGGCUCGCCAGGGAAGUGGAGAAGGUGGACAAGGGCCUCCACUGACAGGCAAUUUAGAUCAGAAUGGUAGGUCCAAUAGAAAAAGGAAGGAUGAGGAAGACGAGAGUGAAGAUAAUGGACACGAGAAUGAGGACCCAUCAACCCAGAAGAAGCCUAGGGUUGUUUGGUCAAUAGAGCUUCACAGGAAGUUUGUUGCAGCUGUUAACCAAUUGGGCAUUGAAAAAGCUGUUCCUAAGAGGAUUCUUGACCUGAUGAACACUGAAGGGCUUACUAGGGAAAAUGUGGCAAGCCAUCUCCAGAAAUAUAGGAUUUACCUGAAAAGAAUGAGUUCUGUGGCAAGCCAACAAGCUAACAUGGUUGCUGCAUUAGGAGGUAAGGAUUCCUCUUAUAUGCGCAUUGGUUCUCUAGAUGGACUCGGAGAUUUUCGAACAUUGUCUGGGUCAGGAAGGCUUCCGAACACUGCCUUAUCAUCGUAUCCAGCAAGUGGGAUGCUUGGUAGAUUUAAUACCCCUGCUGCUGUGAGCCUUCGUAGCCUCACUUCCUCUGCAUUGAUCCAACCAAGUCAUGCCCAAAACUUUAGCAACUCCAUCAAUACCCUUGAGAAGUUCCAGCCUCUUGUUUCACCUGAUAACCAAAACACAAGUUCAUUUCAAGGGAUCCCUUCAUCACUGGAACUUGACCAGUUGCAACAGAACAAUCGCACUACUGGCAUUCAAGAGUUCAAUUCUAUUAAUAAUCCAACUAAUUUUGUUGCUGCUAAUACAUUGACGAACACCAGAAUUGCAGUUGGUAGCUCAAGCAACUCUUUACCCAGUGCCUCUAACAAUCCUUUGAUGCUACAAGGGAACUCACAACAAAUACAAAGUGGGGGAGGAUUUGGAGAUCAGUCUUAUAUCAAUAUGGCUUCUUUCGCCUCGGGGCCUUCUGACAUUGGUGUCAGUGGUUCCUCUAACUUUCGGGAUCAUGGUAGAUAUAAUGAGAACUGGCAGAAUGGCAUUCAACUAUCGAAAUUUCCACCAAAUUCUUUGCCACUGAAUGAAGCUUUCAAUCAUAAUCAGUUGUCUGAUCGCUUGAGAGAAAAUGCUUCCACAAGUGGUCCUCAUAUCCAGAACAGACCGCUUGAUUUUUCUUCUACCUGUACAGUUUCUGCACCUCUGGAGGAUUCAAGAGGAGAGAUGCAAUCCCAAGCAGGUUUGGUUGGUGAUAUUGUUCAGAAUAUGAACCGAGCAUCAAAUCAAAGGUGGGAAGAACAUAAACAGGAUUACACCUACAACUCAAAUCAUAUUUUCAGCUCCUCAAAGUCUAUGGUUCCUUCCAGUGCAGUCGUGGGUCACUUGAGCCAGAGUUUGGAUCGAAAUAACUGUAGUAGAAAGAUGGAUGCGUCUUUUGUUGGCCUGUCAAAUAGCAGCACUUCAACUCUAAUGCAGCAUUGCGAGGUUGAGAAAUCAACUAUGGGCUCAAAGAUGAGGCUGAACCAGGACUACCUUGUAGAUCAAACAAAGUCGCAGGGUGCUUUUGUUCCUCAAAGCUAUGACUCCUUGGAUGUUCUAAUGAAUGCAAUGAUCAAACGGGAACAGAGGACGAUGUUAAUGGAUGGAGAAUUUGGAUAUGAUGCAUAUUCUUUUGGGUCAAGUAUAUGAAACACGGUAGCUGAUAAUAUGUAGAGAAGAGAAAGGGCCGGUCUGCAUAAGUUAUUCCAUGAGGAUGAGGAGUUUGUGCCAAAUGUAAUUUCUUCUGUAUUUUGCUUGUGUAUCCUCGAGAAAAAUUUAUCCCCUGUUUCCAAAGUUCUAAUUUUCAUGGUUGCAGUUGCUAAUGCCAAGUUUGUUUCUACUUAGGUUUUUAAAUGUCUGAACAACCACUUUGUCGUCUUGGUGGAACAAUGCCACCAAAAUAUCUCAAAGUCUUGAGGGAAUUAUUCUAUUUUUGUUUUGUAGUGCUUCCCUAACCAAAUAAAAUGCAUUUGAAACAUUUUUUAUUUUUUA
This is a messenger RNA of Cornus florida, 2962 nucleotides long. RefSeq names its product two-component response regulator ORR24-like. Gene Ontology annotation, molecular function: DNA-binding transcription factor activity; DNA binding. Gene Ontology annotation, biological process: phosphorelay signal transduction system; cytokinin-activated signaling pathway. The transcript is spliced from 6 exons. The coding region runs from base 509 to 2620 and encodes 703 amino acids. The record is from RefSeq and is a predicted model, not a curated record. NCBI's taxonomy places the organism in Eukaryota, Viridiplantae, Streptophyta, Magnoliopsida, Cornales, Cornaceae.